AUGAUUGAAAAUUUGUCACAGACUACUAGCUCUAUGAGGAGACUCAAGUUACUCGGAGAAAUAAAUGGAUUAUUCCAAGAAAGAUCAAAACUGAAGUUUCAAUGGGUCGACCAUAUCAAAUCAACUGAUAAACCAGUAAAAGGAAGAAAAUUUCUCAAGUUGCAACAGCAUACAGACAAACGCAGUGUACAGCAACCCAUACGAGAUGGAGUAAAAACCGCAAAAAUAGGGCCGAUUCCAGAUAUAUCAUGGAAAUUGGGAGGAGCAAAAAUACAAUUACAACCUACCAACAACAUUGCGAUUCAUGUUACACCGCCGCCGGACGACGAAGAUGACGACGAAUUCGUGCCGCCGCUGCGUGUACGCAGAAAACUCAGCACCCCUCUCAGCGCGCUGUCGGGCGCAAGUGACAGACUUAUUAAUAUAUCACAAGCGCGUACGACUCAAUCUCAUUCACUCUCGCCUCUGGACCGCACCAAGCGUCGAUUUAGUACCAUGGUGUCAAGCGCGGCAGCAGCGGCGGUGUCUCGAAGACUCUCCGCAACCAUAGGCUGGUGUCUCGCCACCCACACACAAGUAAAGCCUCAGAUCGUGAGGCAAGGUCGUGCCUUAUGUCUCCAAUACAUAAAAACACAAAUCCGAAGAUCUUCAGUUUGCCAGAAAAAGAUAAUAGUGAUGAAACGAAUAGAAGGGAUGCUGGAGACGGAAUGUGGGGAAGAAGCACAGACUAAUAUUGAGACGGGUGUGCUAUCAGCGCUUCGAGCGCUGUGUGCAGCUUUAGAGAGGAAGCGACCAGAUGCCUUCCGUCAUGUGGCGAGACAAGCGACAAGAGCGCCUACAGCCAUGCUGCGAUCCGAUACCGCAUUAGCCGAACUGUCACUAGCACUAGCUAGGCGAAUCACCAGGGAGAAUAUCACGUGGUCUAAGAUAGCAGCUGUAUAUUGCGUCUGUGGGGCAUUAGCCCGUGAAGCAGCUGAAGCUGUAGAUGAAGAACCCGCCCUCGAGUUGGUAGCGGCGCCGGCAGCUGCCAUUGCUGACCUUUUGCACGAGGAAACUGGCUCCUGGAUAUCUUCUAAUGGUGGAUGGAAUGGGUUGAUAGAACGACUACGUGCCAGUGAGUGUGACCAAAGAUCUGAGAAGCAUCUACAAAUGUUGGUUACGUUUUUUGUCGUAACAUGCUUUGUGCUUCUUUUUCUAAGAUGGGUCCUACAUUUACAUCCCGCUUAUUAUGAUAAUCAUAACCAGACGUAAUAUCUUUGUCAAUUCUAGAAAGGGAACCACUUUGGAUUGUAGUCACACCUAUAUACGAGGUGGAAUCGUAUUCAUAUCGUUUUAAAAGAGUAUUCUACUACUGAUACAUUUUAUAAAAUAAAUGUAAUAUUUAAAAUACCUACGACAACAAAAUUAUAAACCGUGUUAUAGGACUACCUUUAUACAAAUGUAAUAUGACGUGUUUAAACUUUUGUUUUUUCUGUCGCUUUAAAACAUAAAUUUAAAAAAAUAAAAUCUAUUUCAUGUGCAAAGCAAAUUCUAAUUGCAUAGUAAUAUAUCUUUAAUUUUAAUAUACGAAUAUGGCUGAUGUAAAAAUAAAGAUUGCUCUUGUUUCCUAAUGUUCAUAAACUUAAUGUAUCCGAUUCAUACAAAUAGAACCUUACCUGCAUCUAUCGUUACGAAACACAAAAUAUCAUGAAAUUACGUAUGAUUUAUCGCAAAAUUUUAUCAUGCUAAUAUAACUAUUGACAUUUUCAUUAAUUACUGCGCAAAAAUACAAAUUAUGUCGCAGCUAGCAACAUAUUUUUCUUCUAAUUCAAUUCUAAUGAUUAUUCAUUAUAAUUCUUCGAAAAUAUCUAAAUCCUACACGUAUUCUAAUCAUUUAGUCAGUCAGAAACUAACAGACUAAAUGAACAGUCCUAAUCUAACUAAUAAUUAUGCAAUAACUAGCGUAUUAAAAUUCUUUAUACCUUAUUGUGUGCAGUACAAAUUUAGCAACAAUAAACGAUAAUGGUUGAUCAUGUAUCACGUCUACUUGUAUUUAUUAAGUCAUUACACGAAUUUUUGUGAGGAUUGACAUAGGUACAGCUCUAGCAUAACACUUAAAUUGUAUGACGAAGUUAAAAAAUAACUAGCAGUACAUAAAAAAAAUAUUCCUUUUAAUGGCAGUAUGUUAUAAUUAUCUUUAUGUUGUUUAAAUGAGUGUGAUUUAUAUAUCAAUUAUUCAAAAAAUACAUUUUAUUUACAAUAGAUUAUAACAUUAUUAGUAUCUUACUAAAACGUCACAAUAUCAAUUAAUUCACAUUGUAAUAUUUUUAUUAAGUAAUUAUUUAUUAUAAUAUACCAAUACCUAUUUAUAUUUACAUACAGUAACUUUUAUGUACUUAGAUAUACAUUUGAGGUAGGUAGGUAUACGUAUAAAUACUAAAGAAACAAUUGUACUUACUAGUUUAAUUUUAAGGAAAGUGCUUCAUCAAACUUCUUAGAGGUAAAUACCAUAACAAUGUUAGUUUGGUAAUAGAAGUACCCAGUACCUACUACUUUUCCUAAGGUUUGGAUUAAUUUGUGAAUAUAAUCAUGGCCACAAACUAUAUAAAGACCUUGUCAUGUAAGACAAAUAAAUAGCUAAGUAUUGACAAUUCUAUAUAUGUACCUAAAGUAAGUAAAGUUAUUGUAAGUAUUUAUUAAUUAUUAAAGUGUUAUCAACAUA
Messenger RNA from Galleria mellonella (greater wax moth), 2701 nucleotides. RefSeq lists its product as uncharacterized. NCBI's taxonomy places the organism in Eukaryota, Metazoa, Arthropoda, Insecta, Lepidoptera, Pyralidae. Gene Ontology annotation, cellular component: mitochondrial outer membrane. Bases 1 to 1251 code for a protein of 416 amino acids. The transcript is spliced from 6 exons. Gene Ontology annotation, molecular function: protein heterodimerization activity; protein homodimerization activity. Gene Ontology annotation, biological process: extrinsic apoptotic signaling pathway in absence of ligand; regulation of apoptotic process; intrinsic apoptotic signaling pathway in response to DNA damage. The record is from RefSeq and is a predicted model, not a curated record.